This is a messenger RNA of Myotis brandtii (Brandt's bat), 4746 nucleotides long. It is a transcript of the gene HOXD4, whose product is annotated as homeobox D4. Gene Ontology annotation, molecular function: DNA-binding transcription factor activity, RNA polymerase II-specific; RNA polymerase II cis-regulatory region sequence-specific DNA binding. Gene Ontology annotation, biological process: regulation of transcription by RNA polymerase II; anterior/posterior pattern specification; embryonic skeletal system morphogenesis. Gene Ontology annotation, cellular component: nucleus. The coding region runs from base 1670 to 2356 and encodes 228 amino acids. Lineage: Eukaryota; Metazoa; Chordata; Mammalia; Chiroptera; Vespertilionidae. The record is from RefSeq and is a predicted model, not a curated record. The transcript has 3 exons.
GCGCGACUUCUUGAAGAACUAGCUUUGUCAGCCAACCUGGCUCGCCCAGGCAGGAGAAAAAAAUAGUGGAUGGAGACUAUUCCCCUCUUGCCUUUCUUCUGUCACUGAGGGCAUUUGCUCCUUUCUGGAAAAUGCCACUUGAUAAGGGGGGAGGGAUAUUGGAUUUGGAGAAAGAGGAAUAAUAAAACCGCCAUUUCUGGGAUGAAUAUUUUUUCUUUCCUAAGAAGACUGUUCUGGCUCCCUGGCUGCUUGGUAACCCCCGCCCUAGUGAAAGGGUGGGGAACUCAUUGCUGCCAAUUGCCACCAAGCCCUUCAGGCUACCUGAACCAUCUUUGAAAAUGCCAGGGGCUGUGUCGGGCUGGUGGUGGCUCCGAGGAAGAGGCCAAGGCUAGCAGCGGUCUGGGUGCCCAGUUUGGGUGGAACUUGAACGUAGUAACGUUGUCUAUAUAUACCCUGUAGAACCGAAUUUGUGUGGUAUCCACAUAGUCACAGAUUCGAUUCUAGGGGAAUAUAUGGUCGAUGCAAAAACUUCACUUUUCUCCAAAAUAGCCUGAGUCAGAAGGAGAGGCCAGAAACAGCGGGGCGGGUCAACCACCUCUUUCUCUUUUAUUACGUUGGACUCCAGGAUCAUCAGCGGAUCGACUGAGCCUGGUGACACAGAGCACCCUUUUCUUCAAGAAGCACCUCACCUUUAUACGGAGGCUCCUGUGUAAACACCUAAUUGGUUGCAGGAAUUCGGAGCCAAAGGGCUAGGUUUUGGAGGACUGGGGAGUGCAGUGGGAGGCCAGGUAGCCCCAGCUCGGCCCUCAAGGAGCAUGAGGUUGGAGGGUGCCCCAUGAGGGGCUCACUGGCCUUUGAGUGCCCUGUGAGAAGGAGGCGCGCUGGAAAGAAGGAGUGCAGAGUCCUUUUGGGGUCCAUUUGGGUGGGGAGGGGUACCCUCGCCAUCUUCCUGGCACACCUCUCAGCUUCACGGGCUGAGGCAGGGGGAACCUCUUGCCAUACCUGCAAGGCCUGGCUUUGGCUAGAAUUACCCCAGCUCGGGCACUCACAGAAAGCUGGGCGGUUACUCAUUGCCUAAAUGGAUUCAGGCCAGCCAGAUUGUAGUAACUUUUGGGUGACCCUGAGGAAGACAAAGCCGGGACUGAGCCUUUGUAUGGCAGUCCCCAUUCCCGCGGCCGGGCUGGCGGGAGCUCUGCCUGCUGGGGUAUUCUGCCCAACUCUGAGCUGCCUCACCCACCUGCCUUUUGGUGCCUACACUCCAACGGAUAUUCGGAUUCAGUCCACUUUGAGCUGUGCCCACUUUGGGGGGCUGUUUUCUGGCGGGUUGGUGAGUGGAGAGGGCACUGGAGGUUAGCAAAGUCAGUGGCAGACAAAAGCUGGAAUUACUUUUGGGGCGAUGAGGGUGCUGAGGGUUAUAAGUAUAUUAACAUCUCAUGAGGGCCCUCGAAUGUGCCACAGCGAGUCACUUGAUUACACGUAUGUUAUUUAGUUAAAUUUGUGAAAAUUAUGAGAUGCUCACCAACCCGGUGAUAAACUCGCUCCCUCCCUAUUGGCUGGCCUGGUCACAUGGCCGCCAACUUUAUUCAGUUGACAGCAAGUAGGAGGGCCCUAUGGAAGGAGAAAAAAAGACAACACGAGAAAAAUUAGUAUUUUCUACCUUCUGAAAUUAAUGGCCAUGAGUUCGUAUAUGGUGAACUCCAAGUAUGUGGACCCCAAGUUCCCUCCCUGCGAGGAAUAUUUGCAGGGCGGCUACCUAGGCGAGCAGGGAGCCGACUACUACGGCGGCGGCGCACAGGGUGCUGACUUCCAGCCCCCAGGGCUCUAUCCGCGGCCCGACUUCGGUGAGCAGACCUUCGGAAUUUUUAUAGCUGAGGGAGCAGGCCGGGACCAUGUGGCUGGCUGCAUGUCUGUGGGCAAAAAGGGGGGUGGAGAUGGAGGGGGGAGGAGGAUUCCAUUUUCAGAACAGAGGCUCCACGGUGGAGAGAAAUGGGGGCUUUCCAAAAUGCUUGGAAAUUCCGGAGCUUUCGUGAACCCCAACUACACCGGCGGGGAGCCCAAGCGGUCCCGGACAGCCUACACCCGGCAGCAAGUCCUAGAACUGGAAAAGGAAUUUCAUUUUAACAGGUAUCUGACGCGGCGCCGUCGGAUUGAAAUCGCUCACACCUUGUGUCUGUCUGAGCGCCAGAUCAAGAUCUGGUUCCAGAACCGGAGGAUGAAGUGGAAAAAAGACCACAAGCUGCCCAACACCAAAGGCAGGUCCUCGUCCUCCUCGUCCUCCUGCUCCUCCUCGGCCGCCCCCGGCCAGCAUUUGCAGCCGUUGGCCAAGGACCACCACACGGACCUGACGACCUUAUAGAAGUGGGGACCCUGGGCCCAUCCCUCCCUGCGCUCCCGGCUGAGCCGAAGCCGCAGGGGCAGGCCCGGCCUGCUGUCACCUCGCUGGGCUCUAAGGUACUGUAGGGUGGACCUGGGACGUGCAGGCCGUCCUUGGACUAGGUUAGCAUCCUGCCCGAGGGCAGCCCCCUACCUGGAGCAGGUAUGGGGGUGGGAGGGGGACGGGACUCUCUCUCUAAGUAUAUGAUCAUAUGGCAGGAGCUACUGAGAACAUAAAACCUUGGCGAGUCAUUAAACUCAUGAAAAUCUCCGCUGUUGGAUUUUGAAUUUACAAGUGAAGGUUGAAUGCUUUACCCCAGUGUGAAUUUGAACAUCCUCCCCCACCCCACCCCUCCAGGGAUGCUGUGGUUUAAUAAUGUGGGGGAGUCAGGCAGCAGGUUAGCAACCCCUGUGCUAGGUGCUUUCAAUGGAAGCCGGAGAGCUGUGCCAGGAUUUCUGAACUUUCUGGGUUGUCUGUAUAAUUUCCAGUGUGAAAUUAUAUACAUUGUUCCCACUGGCCCAUGCCCAAAGAAAUGAGUCUAAGAAGGAAGUGGAAACGGGUUGUUUUAUGUUUAGAUUAUAUUUGCUUAAAUAUUUAUUUGGUGGGGAAUGGGGUACAGAAAUAACUGACAUCUUAAUGCCAAAAAUCUUAAGAUGGUGAAAGGGUCCAAAUUUCAGGGAACAGAAUCAGAGAUGUGUGGACUUACUUCAGGCUGUAACUGGCAUUUUGAACCCCACCCCCUCCCCAUUCCCCGGAAAUGUGUGUAGGGGCCCUUAACCCUUCUAGAGGGAAGCAAAGAGUCCACUCUGAGUUGCAUUCUUGAAAAUAUAUUUCCACAUGUGCUUUUUUCAGCACUGUGCUACAACCAGUAUUAAAGGUUGUUAAAGGAAAGGAAAAAAAGAAAGAAACAAAUGGUCCAACAUUUUCCUUCUGGGGAAAGAAAACAAAACCUCUGUUCUGGGUCAUUUGAUAAUGACCAAAUUUUCUGUUCCAACUGGAUUCCAAAUACCCAAAUAGCCCAUCUAGCAAUAUUUUAUAAGAACUGGUGUAUGGCCUAUUUGGGAGAAGGGGGUGUGCAGUGGGAAGAAAGUGGGAAGUAGAGGAAGUCUUACUUUAAAAAGGAAAAAAAAAACCUAAUUGAAUCUAGAAGUCCACGAAAGUUGGUCUUAGGGUUUUUCCCUGAAGUUUUUAUUUUUAAAACAAACCUUAAGGAAGUUUUUCUCAAUCCAUUAGUUGGAAGCAGAAAUUGUAAAAGUACAAAAGUUUUCAGGCCCUCUUUCUUGCCUUGAGAAUAGUGGUUUAAAACAAUCGCUCUCGAACAACAGGAGAGAUAUUUUUAAAUCAUUUUUCUUAUGCCUUGCCUGGGAAGGGUUCAAAGCUCAUUUUUCUAAAAUGUUGACCUGUAGGGAUAAGGGGAAAGAGUCAAAGGUAAUGACCAGGGUUUAUAUACUCAAAGGAAACGGGGCUUCGAAAGUUUAAAUCCCAAAGCCUGGGGCUCCAAAAAGAAACCCCAGGUUGUAGCUAUCAAAAAGUGACAAAAGCAGGGAGGGAUAAAGGGUGAGCUUAAAAGAGAGACUCAGAAUUGGGUUAUUUUUUUUUUCAGUGCUUCUGAACACUUUAGUAAUUAAAAAUACAUUUAGGUGGAGGGGAAAGAAAAGAUUUUCUUUGCAGCCAUGUUCUUUGGUUCAGUGUCUCCUGAGAGUUGAGGGCAGGUAUUCACUGGAGUCCCUAGGCUGAAAUUCCACUUCUCUAAAGUAUCUUCCAAGCCUUGGUCUUUUGUAUUAGACCCUGGGGACAGCUCUUUGUUCCUCUUUGGGGUGAGCCUGGCUCUCAGACUUGCACAUGGCAAUACUUGAAUAUCGGCACGUCGGGAUAUUAAAGAUGGAUAUUCCUGCAUUAUUCACAUCAUUGUUUCUAUGACAAAAAGCACAGAGUUCAUACAUAGUCAAGAUGUCUUUUUUCUGACACCCUCACGUUGAGAAGCUGAAAAGGUAUUUUACUGAAGUUCGGGGCUAAAUUACAGAAUCAGGUUCAUCCAGAGGACAAAUUUUCUAUUCGAUUAGCUGUAUUUCAGCCGGGAGGACUGACCUCUAAACCCUUAACCUUUUGGACUCUAACUACCCUUCUCUUCUUUUUUUUCCCCCCUCUGACAUGGAGAGUGGUCUUUGGAUGUAACAGUUGAAAAGAGCAGUUAUCCUUGGACAAGUUGGAAAGUUGCUAAGAUUCUUUCUUAAAACCCAGAUCUGUGAAUACAUUUAACGUCUCCUUGGGAGGGGGUAAAAGUAUGUUUUCACAACAACCAACUACUAUACAGGGGUGGGCAAAAGUAGGUUUAUAGUGUAAUACAAAUAAGUGAUACAAUAAUUAAUCAA